Messenger RNA from Poeciliopsis prolifica (blackstripe livebearer), 4436 nucleotides. RefSeq names its product cyclin Y-like 1 (gene ccnyl1). Gene Ontology annotation, molecular function: cyclin-dependent protein serine/threonine kinase activator activity; protein kinase binding. Gene Ontology annotation, cellular component: plasma membrane. Gene Ontology annotation, biological process: regulation of canonical Wnt signaling pathway; regulation of cyclin-dependent protein serine/threonine kinase activity. Lineage: Eukaryota; Metazoa; Chordata; Actinopteri; Cyprinodontiformes; Poeciliidae. The transcript is spliced from 11 exons. The record is from RefSeq and is a predicted model, not a curated record. Bases 767 to 1801 code for a protein of 344 amino acids.
CACAUCCCGGUGCCAAGUAGUAUCAUUGUGAGCUUCAGCAACAGAUGGCGACGGCAGGAGCGUUGAGCCGCGGUUCAAAUCUGUCAGGGCAGAGGUUCUGAUGGCGGAGUCCCGACCUACUUCCUGACUUUUGGUUUCUAACGUUGGAUUUGGAGAACAACCAAGACAUCCGAUUUUGACAUGUUAUUUUCUCUUUAUAGUUGUUUUUUAAAUUUGGUUUGAGUUCAGAUUUCUGCUGGAGGCCUCAAAAGCCUCGGACUAGAUUUGGCGAAAGAAGGAGCCCGGCGUAAAGGAGGCGUCUGCAGUAUCGCUCGUAAAGUUUCCUAAAAUGUGUUUGACCAUUCGUGCUGUUUUUAGGCACUACGGUUUCGCUUUAUAAAGUUGGUUGUGUUCGCGUCACGGCAAAAGGCGGAAUUAAUGCGGAGUAAAUUUAAGUUAAGGAGACAAGCUAACUGCUUAGCUACAUAGCAACGAACUGGACGAAUGAAUGAAGCAGCAGCUUGUAACUACUUGGAUUUAAAAGGAGAAACUGAGUCCAUUAGCGCCACAAGUUAAUGUCACGUUUUUCUACAAGGUGGCACUGAUUUUUCUUUACUCAGGAGAGCAUUUAUGGGCAAGCGUUCCUCGACUGUUUUCACCGGUUUCCCACAUAUGAACAGGAAUGCUUUGCUUGGGAGUGGACGGGCAGCGGCAGUUUAGCACGCGAAGAUAGCGCUGUGUCGGUGCUCCGUCUCCUAAUGUCGAUUAGGAAGGGCGAGAGUUUGGAAUGGGGAACACGGUGUCAUGCUGCGUCUCUCCCGAGUCGAGUCCCAAACUCCCGUCGAGGCAACCCGCGGAGCGGCUGGAGGAGUUCACCAGCACCGAAGUGAGCGACGACAACACCGGGCCCUAUCUGCAGCACAUCAGCGACAGGGAGGUCCCUGAUGAGCUGGCCUUGGAAUUUAAUCCAUCGGACCACGCCCGAGCGAGCACCAUCUUCCUCAGCAAGUCCCAAACUGACGUGCGCGACAAGAGAAAAAGCAACCACAUAAACCACAUCAAUCGAGUUUCUCCCGGUCCGCCGUUGAAGAAGUACAGCUCCUGUUCUACCAUCUUCAUAGACGACAGCACCGUGAGCCAGCCAAACCUCAAAAGCACAAUUAAAUGUGUCACUUUAGCAAUAUACUACCACAUCAAAAACAGGGACUCUGACAGGUCACUGGACAUCUUUGAUGAGAAGUUGCACCCUUUAUCAAAAGAGCCGGUCCCAGACGACUACGCGUACGUCGACCCAGAACACAAACUCAUCUAUCGCUUCGUCAGGACGCUCUUCAGCGCUGCACAGCUCACCGCUGAAUGUGCCAUCGUCACACUCGUCUACUUAGAACGUUUGCUGACGUACGCAGAGCUGGACAUUUGUCCAGCCAACUGGAAGCGGAUUGUCCUGGGAGCCAUCCUGUUGGCCUCCAAAGUCUGGGACGACCAGGCAGUGUGGAACGUCGACUACUGCCAGAUCCUCAAAGACAUCACCGUGGAGGACAUGAACGAAAUGGAGCGCCAGUUCUUGGAACUUCUCCAGUUUAAUAUCAACGUGCCAGCCAGUGUUUACGCCAAGUAUUACUUUGACCUGCGGCAGCUGGCCGACGACAACAACCUCAACUUCCCGCUGGAGCCCCUCAACAACCAGCGCGCUCAGAAACUAGAGGCCAUUUCAAGAUUGUGUGAAGACAAGUACAAGGAUCUGAGUAAAGCAGCGAUGAGACGCUCCAUCAGCGUAGACAACCUGAUAGGUGUGCGGCACUCGAACGCCGUACUCUCGUAGCCCCGCCCACCUGCAGCCGACCCACAGCCGACACCGGACAAACCCACAGAGUCUUCGCAGCCGCAUCAGACGGGGUUCUGCCCGCAAACGCCUCAGCAUGGUGGUCUCCAAUGAAGCUGAAAUUAGAGCUCCAGAGUAAACCGUGAGCCGUCCUUUUCACAGAUCUAUUAUUUAUUUCUCAACAAAACUCUCUUCCCCAGAAACGGUGUUUAAAAGCAAAAAAAAAAAAAAAAAAGAAGGAGCGCUAGAUUUUUAAUUUGUCACAAAAAAAGCAUAAGUAGGAUAAAAAAAAAGUUCAGUCUGUUCUGGCUCGACAGGCGAGGUUUUGGUUGAUUUUUAAUAUUUUGGUUUCUGUGAACAAACCUGUAGAAGGUAUUUGUACUUGCUUAGGUCAACCGGUGAGAUUAUUCAGCCUUCAGAAAACGUAUAUCUGCAGCAGCAAAGUCUCUACAACAAACCCGGAUAUCACAACCAGAGACAAUAUUCCCUUGGUGAACAGGAAAACCCCAUCUCUUUAUCUUUUAUUUGAUUUUACAGCCUACUUUCUUCAAAAUCAUAUUAAAUUAGUGUUGGAAAUAUUUUCUUUUUGGUUUGUUGCUACGUUUUUACAAACAGAGUUUACCUGUUUGGCACCACUUGGAAGAUAAAUUUCAUAUCUUAAUUGUAUCCAAAUAUAUUCACAAACUAUUUAUUGCCCCAUUGAUCCUCAGGUAUGGGUAUUGAGAAUAGCUGCACAGCACUGAGAAAUAUCAGAUGUGAAUGUUUUUUUGGAACAAUUUGAUGUUAGUUUAAACUUUUUCUGAAAAUGCUCAUUUUAUCAUUUUAAUUGGGAUAGCAAAAGAUGUAUUUUGUUUUAUACAGUACUGGAAAAAAAAAAAAGCGUUGAGCUGUCCAUAAUUAAUAUUUUAUGUAUUUUUAUCUUUUGGUGGUCGUGAUCAAAACUUCUCUUGGCUUUCUAAAGGCCCUGACAGAUUCAGAAGAGUAGCAGGAUUUCAUUUCUUGAGCCACGUAACACUGAUGACCUUAAGACAGAAAGAGCUUGAGCCAAUUUGAUAAGUUGCCCGAAUAGUUUACUACUCAGCUGAAUGAGUCACGAGCAUCAAGGUGUAUCUAGGUUUUACUUCCAAACUACUGAAACUGUCUGGUCAUUCCUAGAUACAUCUCUUGUUCACAAGUCACAUCUGAAAACAUCUGUUUAGAAGGGUAAUCAUUAACCUUUCAAAAGAUCCUUUAAAUUUAUUUGACCACUUUCAGGGAACUGAAGAGGUUAGAAAUCCAUCCAGCGAGCGAGAAUGUUAGCUAGAUAGCUGGCGGCCUUAACUAGCUAACUUAAAGUACUAAAUAGAUAGCUUGGUAGCUAACUCAAGGUAAACUAGCCAACUAGCCAGAAAGAUAACAUGAUAGCGAGCUUGCUAGUUAUCAUGUUGGAAAGACAACAUAACUAGCGUACUCGCUAUCGUUCUAGCCGAUUAGCUGGAAAGAUGAUAGCUGUCUAGCUAUCAUGUUACCUAGCUUACUUGCUAGGUGGCUAGUUAGUUAGUUAUGUAUUACGUGUCUAUGUAUCAAAAUAAAACAGGCUACAACAUAAAUUAUAGCAGCAUUGACAUCACAAUAUCAGUGUUUGCUUUUAUAUUCCAAGACAUUCAUCCUCUGAUUACAGAUUACAUAUAAUACACAUGAUGUAGCUCUUCAGCCUCUGCGAUGCUAAUGCUCCCAGAGACUGCUAGAGGCUGUUGGGAAAAUGUGAGUUAAUCAUUGUUAACUCACAUUUUAAUUUGCUCCAGAUAUUAUGCAGCUUGAUUAUUUGAUCAAUAUGGGAAUAUCUGUUGUGUUUCUAUUCAGCAUAAUUGCAUCAUGUUGUGCACUACUGUUAAAGCCGUCUUAUACUGCAACACUUUGAAAGUUUAUCAUAUUAGGGUAGGAGAGUCUGAUUCCUGCCCGUGCCGCGUUCAGUGUUAUGUGGCUAAAAAAAGUAAUUGACAUUGCUGGGAAAAUAGUCUGGACUAAAGCAAAACCUCCAAAAUACUGUUGGGCUUUCAGAGAGACCAAUGGACUGUGAUCAAGACCACUUCAAAAUCAUUCUCAAAGAUAAAUAUAAAAUUCAGAGCUGUUAGGGAUAACUCAAGACUAUUGCGGAGUACAUUUGAGCUGAAGUUUCGAAAGUUGUAGGUAAUCUGAACUGAGCAUGUCUUAUGACAGGAUCUUCCUGGCAACACUCCACUCCAGAUGGUUGGAGUGAUCAAAGCUUCAGUCAGCCGUUGUGCGUCAGAAAUCAGGAGUGCCAAUUGUGGGAUUUGUUGUAAUGCCAUCUGUACAUGUGUACCUUUUUGGAUGAUCAAAUGCUACUGAUUAUAGAUCAGUAUUGCUACUGACUGGACGGGGGGGGGGGGUCUCCCCUUUCUCCCCUUUUUCACCCCCAAUCCUGCUUUUGUUUUAAAGCCCCUCAGAUCUCACUGAAAUCACCCAACCCUUUGUUCAAAACCGAGACAUAGAUACAGAGGGAACAAAAGACUGACGGACAACCCUCUCCUUUUUGCUUACUAUGUAGGCUACUAGCUGUGAAAUUAUUCUUUUUAAUGGAAAGAAGAAUUUGCAAAUGGAGUAUUUUAAAUAAACACUAAUCAUGUGACAAAUA